AGGCCCGGCAGCCGCGGCCUGGUUGGCGGCCCCUUCAAACCCAGCCCCGGCUCCAGCCGCCGCCAGCAGCAAGGGGGACCGCUGGUACUGGGGCCCUCCAGAUUUGUACUUCUCAUUUUGCCCCCAAGCACCUUUGGCUUGUUUUCUCCAGUGGCAUUUGCGUACCCUGGCUAUCUGUUCCUCCAGCUUAUGUGUGCAAAGUUGCUGGCAGUUUUGCAGGACCUGGCCCUAGGAGGACUCUGGAGUCUGGCACAGUGACCUUUCAGCUUUAAAGAUCAGAGGAAAAAGGAGAAAGAAGUGACUGCGUGAAGGAGCAAGAGUAUCAGAGAGAGAAAACAGCUAGCAGUGCAGCUUGUGAAGGAGCGAAGAGUAACUGAGAAAGCUAAAAGAUGUCAACUCUACCAAGGAUAGCAAAAUCUAAAGCAAAACCACUGGUAUCAGAAGAAGAUGAAUUACCCUCCUUUCUUAAAUCCUUCUCUGAAUCAGAGGAGGAAGAGGAGGAGUGGGAACCAAAAAGCAAAGUGGCAAGUAAACGUAGGCUGCCAAAAAAAACUGAGUCAAAACCUAAAAAGGCUGCUGCUCCACGGUCAACUGUGGUUAGGAAAAGGACCAGGAAGACAGCAGUAAAAGAGGAGCCAAAUGUAUCUUUGCCUAUUGCUGCUGAUGAAGACAGUAAAGAUGGACUGAAACUUUUACAGCCUAAAGAAGACGGAGACCCCAAACCAAAAACUAGAACUAAAAAGCCAAAAAUGCCUCGGGGAACAAAAAUAAAUGUUAGUCAAGGAAAGAUGAAUAACCUAGAUAGUGAUGAAAUACCCUCAACAAGUGCGCCUUUGAUGGAAAAUGAAGUAAAGCAGGAGAAAUAUGAAGAAGAUUUUACAUUUGAUGAACCCCCUUUAAAAAGGAUAAAAUUGACAACAUGUCCUCAAGGAAAACCAGUAAAACAUCCUGGAAGCACCAAGCACCAAGAGGAAUUAGAAAUGAACUGGGACAUUGUGCAGGUCCUGUCAGAAAGAACAAAUAUUGAACCAUGGGUGUGUGCAAACAUAAUUUGCCUUUUCCGUGAUGAAAACACAAUUCCAUUCAUUGCCCGGUAUCGAAAAGAGCUUGUCAAUAAUCUGGAAGCUGACGCCUUGCGAGAAGUACAGCAAACGCUGGAAGAACUACGUACUGUUGCAAAGAAGACACAUGCAACAAUACAGAAGAUAAAGAAAGAAGGAAAGCUAUCGGGAGGUCUAUUAACAGCCUUAUUAAACUGCAAAACUUUGGAUGAAUUGGACCAUGUGUCUGCACCAUAUAAAACUGGAAGUAAAGGCACCAAAGCCCAAAGGGCCAAACAACUGGGAUUAGAACCUGCUGCCAUAUCUCUCAUUGAAAACCCAGUAGAACUCAGUCUGUUUUCUUACAUUAAGCCUAAUGUCAAAGGACUUACAACCAUUCAGGAAGUAGAGGCUGGAGUGCAACACAUCCUUGCUGACAUGUUUGCUAAAGAUAAGGAUACACUGGAUUUCAUUAGGAUACUAUGUCAGCAAAGGUACAUAUGUAUCCAGUCAGCCUUGGCAAAAGUGUCAUCAAAAAAUGUAAAUGAGAAAGACGUUAACAAAUUCCAACUGUACCAGAAUUUUUCUUGCAAUAUUAAGAACAUUCAGCAUCACCAGAUUCUGGCCAUUAACCGAGGGGAAAAUCUGAAGAUCCUGACAGUGAAGGUCAACGUUCCUGACGGGGUGAAGAAUGAAUUCUGUAGGUGGUGUGUCAAUGAAAGGUGGAGACCAAAACGCUAUGCAAAACCAGAGUUAAUGAAGUUAUUGCAUAAUUCGGUGGAAGAUUCAUAUAAACGUCUUAUUUAUCCUCUCCUCUGUAGAGAAUUCAGAUCAAAGUUAACGUCUGAUGCAGAGAAAGAAUCUAUAAUGAUGUUUGGAAGAAAUCUUCGACAGUUGCUUCUGACGAGCCCUGUGAGAGGACGUAUUUUGAUGGGAGUUGAUCCUGGGUACAAACAUGGCUGCAAGCUGGCAAUCAUUUCGCCAACCAGUCAGAUACUCCAUACUGAUGUUGUCUAUUUGCAUUCUGGACAAGGAUUCCGUGAAGCUGAAAAGAUAAGGAGACUUCUUCUGCAUUACAACUGCAGCACUGUUGUGAUAGGCAAUGGGACUGCCUGCAGGGAGACAGAAGCUUACUUUGCUGACUUAAUUAUGAAAAAGUACUUUGCACCACUGGAUGUUGUAUAUUGCAUUGUCAGUGAAGCGGGAGCAUCUAUCUACAGUGUUAGUCCAGAAGCUUCUAAAGAGAUGCCAGACCUAGAUCCUAACCUAAGAAGUGCAGUUUCCAUAGCUAGACGUGUACAAGACCCAUUAGCUGAGCUAGUGAAAAUUGAGCCCAAGCACAUUGGAGUUGGAAUGUAUCAGCAUGACGUUUCACAGACUUUGCUCAAAGCAACUCUGGACAGUGUGGUUGAGGAGUGUGUCAGCUUUGUAGGAGUAGAUAUUAACAUCUGCUCAGAAAUACUAUUAAGACAUAUUGCAGGACUGAAUGCUAAUAGGGCUAAAAAUAUCAUUGAAUGGCGAGAAAAGAAUGGACCAUUUAUAAGUCGGGAACAGCUCAAGGAAGUUAAAGGACUGGGUCCAAAAUCCUUUCAACAGUGCGCUGGCUUCAUCAGGUUUAACCAAGAAUAUAUAAGAACCUUUUGCAGCAACCAAUCAGAGCUGACUGGGUGUCUAAUGGGUCAUGCACUUAUGGCUAAAGCAGAUGUUCAAGUCACAAGCAAAAAACAGGGCAAAAAGAAGAGCAAACCAGCAGCAAACGUUGCAGUACAGCCAAAUCCUUUGGACCAAACUUGUAUCCACCCAGAGUCAUAUGACAUUGCAAAGAGGUUUUUAACUUUCAUUGGAGGAAACCCAAAUGAUAUAGGAAAACCUGAUAUGCAACAAAAAGUAAAUGCUGUAAUUCAAAAAGAAGGAAUAGAAGGAACAGCAAAAACACUAAAUACAAUAGUACAUACACUGCAAAUAAUCGUUGAUGGUCUGACUCAACCUGAAGGCUUUGACAUCCGAACAGAUUUUGAUAAACCUGAUUUCAAGAGAAGCAUAGUUUGUCUUGAAGACUUGAGCAUUGGCACUGUUCUGACUGGAAAAGUAGAGAAUGCUACUCUCUUUGGAGUUUUUGUUGAUAUUGGUGUUGGUAAGUCAGGAUUGAUUCCAAUUAGGAACAUAACAGAAACAAAACUUUCUAAAGCCAAGAAGAGAAGAAGUCUCGGAUUGGGCCCUGGAGAAAGAGUGGAAGUUAAAGUACUCAAUAUUGAUAUCCCUCGAUCAAGGAUAACGUUGGACCUUCUUCGUGUUUUAUGA
Messenger RNA from Emys orbicularis (European pond turtle), 3341 nucleotides. RefSeq names its product S1 RNA binding domain 1 (gene SRBD1). Lineage: Eukaryota; Metazoa; Chordata; Testudines; Emydidae. Bases 390 to 3341 code for a protein of 983 amino acids. Gene Ontology annotation, biological process: translation; nucleobase-containing compound metabolic process. The record is from RefSeq and is a predicted model, not a curated record. The transcript has 24 exons. Gene Ontology annotation, molecular function: mRNA binding; structural constituent of ribosome.